This is a messenger RNA of Penicillium samsonianum, 1530 nucleotides long. RefSeq lists its product as uncharacterized. The transcript is spliced from 4 exons. Lineage: Eukaryota; Fungi; Ascomycota; Eurotiomycetes; Eurotiales; Aspergillaceae. Bases 1 to 1437 code for a protein of 478 amino acids. The record is from RefSeq and is a predicted model, not a curated record.
AUGGAACCUGAUGUUGCUAAGAAACCUACUGUACGAGGCAACAUGGUGGGGGAGCAGGAAUCGACAGAGGAACCAGAGGUUGUUCCAAAGCCUAAGCCAUGGAGUCGCGAAACAUAUUUCGGUUCAUUCUUGUUUAACUUGGCAGCAUUCGCCCUUCCAGCCUUGUACAGCACCCUCAGCAAGCUCUGGGUGGCAAACAUCGACGCAAAGCAAGUCGUAACGACAGAUAUCUACACCUACAUCGGGGUGAUUGUGGAAGUGCUCAACGAGGGCCUGCCCCGAUCUGCAUGGCUCGUCAUUGGGGACAAGUCUACGCGGACUGUCCGCUCACGACUGAACCUGGCCUACACAAUGAUCAUUACACAGACUGUCCUUGGAAUAAUAAUGGCAGUAAUAUUCCUGGCUGCCUCCAAGACUCUGGCCUCGGGAUUCGUACCAGUGGAAGUGCGACAAACCUCUAUCACCUAUGUACGGCUGUCAUCUGUACAGGCCAUGACGUCCGCUAUAGAAGCCGCUUUGUCUACCUCAACGAGGGCACUGGAUAAUCCCGACGUGCCGCUCAUCAUUAGCUCUGCCAAGUUCCUCAUCAACAUUGUUCUCGACUUACUAGUCAUUUCAAAGGUACAUGUAGGUAGCUGGCAACCUACAAUUGUCAUGCAGGCUAUUAUUCGGCUUGUUUGCGAUAGUGUAUCAUCUUUGGUCGGGCUGAUAUACUUUCUCACCGUUGUCGUGAGACGUUGCCAAAAGGAUACAGAUGGUCCGCAUAGACUGCGCUGGAGACUUUCCUCUUUGUCGAUACUUAUCAGACCUAGUGUAUACACAUUUGCCGAGUCAGCUAUCCGAAAUGCGAUUUAUCUGUGGCUUGUCCAUAGAAUCAUUCUGCUAGGAAGUGACUAUGCAACUUCAUGGGGGGUCUUCAACACGAUCCGCUGGGGGCUUGUGAUGGUUCCCGUGCAGGCAUUGGAGGCUUCCACUUUGGCUUUUGUAGGUCAUAACUGGGGUCAACUCCAUGCUCAAAGUGGCACUACAUACCCUGAGGCAACUAGGAAAGACAUUAUUGAACUGAUUCGGCCAGCGCUCCACUCCUGCCUGAUUGCAUUGGUUUUCGAGACCAUCAUGUGCAUUGCAUUAUCGCUGCGUGGGAUAGAGGCAUUUGCGUACUAUCUGUCUGACUCGACAGUUGUGGCAAAUAUCACUCAAACGAUGUGGAAGAAUAUCGACUGGACCUACAUAUUUUAUGGUUUAAGUUGCCAGAUCGCGGCAAUUCUUCUUGCAACAUCGCCGCGAUGGUAUCUCUACCAAUCACUUGGAUCCAACUUCCUUUGGAUGCUACCUUGGGCGAUUGUCGUAACAGUCAUAUCCUUGCCAAAAUAUUUAGCGUGGACAUAUUAUGCAAUCAUAUUUGGCGGAGCUCUUGUUUCGACUUUGUUGACGUGAGCUUGAUUGCCGCCCUGUGGGCUUACAGGCUCACGAGAGGGAAGGUCGGAAUGGUUCCAGAGACACAGAGCGAUUAAAAUAACCUACCCAGCC